Molecule: messenger RNA, 1298 nt
Organism: Erythranthe guttata (spotted monkey flower)
Lineage: Eukaryota; Viridiplantae; Streptophyta; Magnoliopsida; Lamiales; Phrymaceae
Source: RefSeq, a predicted model, not a curated record
ACCUCACUUUCAAGACUAUCUAAAAUUUCACGCAGGUACGAUGUUUUGCUCGAAGCUAAUGUCAGUAGCCUUCAACACUUGAUGAGUUUUGCUAAGACGUGCAAGAACCUUGAGCUCCUUGUCCAUAUUUCAACCGCAUAUGUCAACGGAGAGAAAGAAGGGAUAAUAUUAGAAAAGCCAUUGAUUAUGGGGGAGAAUAGAAGAAACGACAUAUGCGAAACAUCUCAAUUUCCUCGUCUGAAUAUAGCCGACGAAGUAAACAUGGUGGCGUUGAGUUCAAGAACAGCUUCUUCAAACUAUGAUAUGACCAAAGAUAUGAAAAAGCUUGGAAUGGAAAGAGCAAAUUUGUACGGAUGGUAUAAUACGUACCACUUGACAAAGGCGAUGGCAGAAAUGGUAAUUAAUGAAACGAGAGGGGAUAUACCGGUCGUCAUCAUUAGGCCAACUGUCAUAGAAAGUUGCUACAAAGAACCUAUCCCUGGCUGGAUUCAAGGAAAUAGGAUGUUCGAUCCCGUAAUUGUUUCAUACGGAAGAGGACAGCUUCCAGCCUUUCUAGGCAAGCCUGAUUCCCCCAUGGAUGUUAUUCCGUUGGAUAUUGUCGUAAAUGGAACAAUUGCAGCGAUAGCAAAGCACGGUUAUAUUCAAAAGCCGGAGUUGAAUGUUUACCACAUGUCAUCUAGUGUCACGAACCCUUUACGAUACUCGGAAUUUUUCGAGUAUCUUUACGAAUAUUUCAGUUCGGAACCUUUGGUAGAAUCGGAAAGUUUAAUUAGGGUGAACUACUAUGAUGAUAUUGAAAAAAUUAAAUAUUUCGAUAAUUUCAAUGAUUUCUCGAAAUAUACACGAGAAGAAAUAUCUCGACGUGUUGGAGGAGGAAAUGUGGUAGCAACUAAGAAGGCGCAAACGCAAUGCAGAGCAAAGAUCAUGUAUGCCGAGAACUUGUGCAAGAUGUAUGAAUUCGUGGGGCUCUUCAAAGCAAGAUUCCAUGCCGGCAAUACUCAGAAGUUGUUGUACGAAAUGUCGAAGGAAGAGCAGAUUAACUUUGACCUGGAUGUAACAAAAAUAGAGUGGAGAAAGUAUUUUCAAGAAGUUCACAUCCCUGGUUUGAGAAAGCAUGUGCUUAACGAGAGAAGUAUAUAUGUCUAGUUACACAAUUAUUUAUCUCGACCACAUGCACACUUUUUUCAAUGUAAUUCCGAAAUUCAUAUUUGGUGUUGUGUUAUGUUUGUGCCUAAUAAAAAUCAAGUUGCUGCAAUAUUAAUUAGUGUGCUAAAUUUGCUCUUAACUAUUUAGCAAAA